GCCGCUGUUGCUACGGCCUCAGCCUCUCCCGAAGGCGGGAGGCGGGGUUUUCUCCUGCUUGUCUCUGAGGUUGCGGCAGCAGCAACAGCGGCAGCCUCCGCUUCCUGGUCGGUCACCUGAGGAGCAGGAAGGAGCCCCGGUGGCCCCGCUCUCCUGCCUCGGUUCCUGGGCCGCCGCCGCCGCCAUGGCGUCGCUCUUCAAGAAGAAGACGGUGGACGAUAUAAUUAAAGAACAAAAUAAGGAGCUAAGAGGCACCCAGAGGGCAAUAGUAAGAGAUCGAGUAGCUUUGGAAAGACAGGAAAAGCAACUGGAAUUGGAAAUAAAGAAAAUGGCUAAAACUGGAAACAAAGAAGCCUGUAAGGUUCUAGCAAAACAGCUUGUGCAACUGCGAAAACAGAAAACUCGAACCUAUGCUGUUAGUUCAAAAGUUACAUCUAUGUCAACACAAACAAAACUGAUGAACUCACAAAUGAAAAUGGCAGGAGCAAUGUCAACAACAGCAAAGACAAUGCAAACUGUUAAUAAAAAGAUGGAUCCACAAAAGACACUGCAAACUAUGCAGAACUUCCAGAAAGAAAACAUGAAAAUGGAAAUGACUGAAGAGAUGAUCAAUGAUACCCUGGAUGAUAUUUUCAAUGAGUCUGAUGAAGAACAGGAAAGUCAGGAUAUUGUGAACCAAGUCCUGGAUGAAAUUGGUAUUGAAAUAUCUGGAAAGAUGGCCAAGGCUCCUUCAGCUGCCAGAGGCAUGCCAUCUGCAUCAGCAUCCCAAAGUGCCACAAUUUCUGAUGAAGAGAUUGAGCGGCAGCUCAAAGCCCUGGGAGUAGAUUAACCCCAUGGUGACGCGCAGCCUGCCUUCUGCAAUUGCUCCAGUGCUGGCUUGCACAUGAAUGUGCAAGACCAGUAUCAAUAAAAACCAAAUUCCUUUGCAAGAUCUUGCCCGAGCCAUCUUUGGUGACAAUGAAUUCUAUAAGCAGUUGGAACAAUUAGUUGGAAUCAGUUGAGACAGAACAUCACAACAUGCAAAUAAUGCAGAAUGUGUAUACAUUUGACCAAAUUGGAUUCUGCUGGAAACAAGAACAACCGUUACAUAUGUACAUUUAUGAUCUAAAUUUGGAUUGGGUACAAUUAGCUUUUUCUCCAAAAAGCACCAACGCUCCAUUUUUCAUUCAGGUUUCUAACCUUUCUGAGGCUAUUGCAAGCAGCCUUUCUGGAGGAAUUCCAUUUACGUAUGUGUUGCAAGUACACCAAGAGACUUCUUAAUUUAUGGUAUUAAAUAAAACCUCACUUUUUCUUUCA
This is a messenger RNA of Zootoca vivipara (common lizard), 1296 nucleotides long. RefSeq names its product charged multivesicular body protein 2B (gene CHMP2B). Gene Ontology annotation, biological process: vacuolar transport. The record is from RefSeq and is a predicted model, not a curated record. NCBI's taxonomy places the organism in Eukaryota, Metazoa, Chordata, Lepidosauria, Squamata, Lacertidae.